This is a messenger RNA of Mesocestoides corti, 855 nucleotides long. NCBI's taxonomy places the organism in Eukaryota, Metazoa, Platyhelminthes, Cestoda, Cyclophyllidea, Mesocestoididae. The record is from the annotation of a GenBank genome assembly.
AUGGGGAAGUACCCGGAACUUCAGGUUGAAAGCAUUUCAACUCGUAAUGGUGGUUACUAUCAAAGUAUUGCUCAAGCCGCCAAGAGGAUUAUAGCCGAAGAGGGCUUAACUGGACUUUGGAAGGGCCAUGUCCCAGGUCAAGUGCUCUCAGUACUCUUUACUAGCUCAGAGUUCUACUUUUUUCGAGUCAUCGCUGAUUGGCCGGCGCUUGUGAAUCUUAAUGACCGCCCUGUACUAAAAGAUACAAUCUCAGGCGGAAUGGCCGGCGCUGUAAGUACACUAUUUUGUCAGCCAAUCGAUGUUCUCCGCACCAGACUUGUGGGUCAAGGUCAAGUGAAGGUUUAUCGUGGAUUGGCUCAUGGGUUUCAGCGUAUUUUGCAGGAUGAAGGGGUGCUUGCGCUUUGGAAAGGUCUGGUGCCAUCCCUUCUGUUGAUUGCCCCUCAAAUCGCCAUUAGUUUUGCCACCUACGAGGGAAUCAAACGGGCCAUCACUCCAGAGGCCGGCACAGGUUCCGGUCUACUCUCUCUAUUGACUCCGUUCUCAGGUGCAUUUGCUGGGUGCCUUGCGAAGACCGUCGUUUAUCCCUUGGAUGUGGUGAAGAAGCGCUUUCAGGUGGUCGGCUUUGAGGAGGCGAGGUCGCAAUUCGGUCGAUUGCCAUCAACCGCAAUUGAAGGACAAGGAGUGUUGCAUCGGCGUGGGCUACUAACCCUUGCUUGUCUCCUCAAAAUUCUGCGUGAAGAGGGCCCGAUCGCCAUCUUCAAAGGGUGGACACCCGCCAUGCUCAAAGCCGGCGUCACCACUGGCCUAACAUUCAGUUUUUUUGAGUUGUACAAAUCCCUUUUUUCUCACCUGUAG